UGCGGGAAGUUCUGUGCGGUGGCCGCCAUGAUGGAGCCAGCAGUCCUGUGUCUGUUGUUGCUGUCUGCUGCCUGUUCGGCUGAGGUGCUCUUCCAGAACGAACGGCUUACUGUCAGCGCGGACUCCAGUGGGCGGCUCAGCUUUGACUACACGAAAACAGAUGGAUCUGUGGCGCUGCACAGCUGGACCGACGCAGCUCUGGGGUCUGAAGUCGAGCUCUGCGACGCGCAGGAGUCUGCGCUGUGUCUACAGUGGGGGCAGGAGCAGAGGCUGAUGCUGCUCUUCACCGACGAGGCGUGCGACCACUACACGUGGCCCGCAUCCUCGACAACAGGGCGCUGGGAGACUUGCUUCGACCAGGGCGAUGUCCACUGGUACGGCGGUCCGGAGCAGAAGGUGCAGCACUGGCCCUUCGAAAAGCUAAACUUCACCGAGUACUCGUACGUUACCAAGGAAAAGGACUCCAUGGCGGUCGUCGAGUCUUACUGGCUCCUCUCCAACGGGCUGUACAUAUACGUGGAUAUCAACGUGCCACUGUUUCUGAACCAGGGAAACGGAUCUUUUUGUCUCGUAGCGCAGAACGCCGACCCGUACCCGCCCACAAGGCAGACGCUCCACUUAGGAUAUUACGUGUGCAGAGGCGAAGACGCCAAGCAAGCGCACCUCCAGGCGGUGCAGAAGUUCCUCUGGAAACCCUCGGCGGUCCCCGACGAGCGCAUGGUCCGCCACCCGAUCUGGUCGACCUGGGCCCGAUACAAGCGAGACAUCGACGAGAACAUUGUCAGCGCGUUUGCGGACGAGAUCCUCCAGAACGGCUUCAACAACAGCCAGCUGGAGAUUGACGACUUCUGGGAGACCUGUUACGGCAGCCUCUCGAUCAACACCACCAAGUUCCCCGACAUGAAGAACCUCACCGAUUCGCUGAAACAGAAGGGUUUCCGAGUGACAAUGUGGGUGCAUCCGUUCGUAAAUUUCGACUGCGAACCGUACUUCUCCGAGGCGCUGGCGGCAGGUCACUUGGUGCUCAACACGGACGGCGACCCUGCCACGCAUUGGUGGAACGGCGACGGCGGCCAUGUCGACUUCACCAAGAGCGAGGCCUUCAGAGCGUGGUUCGACCGUCUGCACGCGCUGCAGGCCGCUGCCGGCAUCGAUUCCUUCAAGUUCGACGCCGGCGAGACCAGCUGGCUGCCGCAGCUGCCGGUCCUGUCCGUGAAAGAGGACGUCAACCCCAACCAGUUCACCAGCAUGUACGCCGAGUGGGCGUACGAGGAGUUCGGAGACAUGGUGGAGGUCCGCGUCGGGUAUCGCACGCAGCACUUGCCCGUGUUUGUGCGCAUGCUGGACAAAGACUCAAAGUGGAGCUUCCAGAACGGACUGCCCACGCUGCUGACGACGCUCCUGCAGAUGAACAUGGUCGGCUACCCUUUCGUACUGCCCGACAUGGUAGGUGGCAACGGCUAUAACGAUGACGUCCUCACCAAGGAGCUCUUCAUACGAUGGCUGCAGGCCAACGUCUUCAUGCCCGCCAUACAGUUCUCCUUCGUCCCAUGGGAUUUCGACAAUGAGACGGUGGAGAUCAGCCGGCGCUACACGGCGCUGCACUCACAAUACGCGGACGCCAUCUUGGCUGCCAUGCGGCGCGCGGUCAGCGAGGGGGCGCCGGUGAAUCCCCCGAUCUGGUGGGUCGACCCCGCCGACACCGUCGCGCAGGCCAUCGACUCAGAGUACCUGCUGGGUGAGGACACUCUGGUGGCGCCAGUACUGAGGGAGGGCGCCGUCAGCCGCGACAUCUACCUGCCCAGGGGCAGCUGGAGGGACGAGGCGGACCCGGAGCACCCCGUCAUACAGGGCCCCACCUGGCUCUACGACUACCCGGCGCCACUGGACACUCUGCCCUACUUCACCAGGGUAGACUCUUCGUAGAACUCGCGCAACAUCAAUGUGUACUGAGUAGUCACUAUGAAAUAUAAUACUUCAAAAAAUCUACAAAAA
Messenger RNA from Schistocerca gregaria, 1995 nucleotides. Its product is annotated as myogenesis-regulating glycosidase-like. The record is from RefSeq and is a predicted model, not a curated record. Lineage: Eukaryota; Metazoa; Arthropoda; Insecta; Orthoptera; Acrididae. Bases 28 to 1926 code for a protein of 632 amino acids. Gene Ontology annotation, biological process: carbohydrate metabolic process. Gene Ontology annotation, molecular function: hydrolase activity, hydrolyzing O-glycosyl compounds. The transcript has 5 exons.